Molecule: messenger RNA, 2211 nt
Organism: Necator americanus (New World hookworm)
Lineage: Eukaryota; Metazoa; Nematoda; Chromadorea; Rhabditida; Ancylostomatidae
Exons: 21
Coding region: 1-2211 (736 amino acids)
Biological process (GO): proteolysis
Molecular function (GO): calcium ion binding; metallocarboxypeptidase activity; zinc ion binding
Source: RefSeq, a predicted model, not a curated record
AUGACGUCACUACGAGCGCUAUGUUUGUUCUUAUUCGUUGAUUCGCUACGUGCAUACACUGUAGACAGUAUAUACAAGGACGAACCAACUCAUAAUUACCGCAACUACAAACUCAUUCGAAUUUAUCCGGACAGCGAUGAUACGCUCAAAUAUCUGAACACACUCUACGAAGGUUCUUCUCCAUAUCAACUAGACUUCUGGCAACCUCCAACACAUAUUGGUGGAAUCGUUGACGUUACCGUAGCUCCUUCCGAUGCUCCAAUAUUUGUUCGAGAUCUGGAGUCGAAACAUUUGAAUUAUAUAGUUGCCGUUAAUGAUUUAGCACAAGCAAUCGAAAACGAACGAUCUCCCGAGGUAUUCUAUCAUCCGGAAGCAGGCGGAUACUCGUACGAUAAAUAUAACACAUUGGAAGAUAUACACAAUGAGAUGAUGCGAUUAAGAAAAGAAAAACCGGGAAUGAUUUCCCUGAUUGACAUCGGUGAAUCACAUGAAAAUCGAACAUUACUUGUAAUUAAAAUUUCUGGCCGGAAAUCAACCUUAGGCAAGAAGACCUCCAUUUGGAUUGACGCUGGUAUCCAUGCUAGGGAGUGGAUAGCACCAGCUACGGCAAUGUAUAUUGUUCAUGAGCUCGUCCGUAACUACGAUUCAAACCCAAAAAUACAGAAAAUCUUGGACCAUAUGGAUUUCUACAUUCUGCCAGUAAUGAACCCUGACGGAUACGAAUAUUCACGGCUUAAGAACCGAAUGUGGCGGAAGAACCGCCGACAAGCCCUCUGUAAACGCCAACACUUCCACACGGUUUGUUGCGGUGGUGUCGAUUUGAAUAGAAAUUUCGAUUGGUUUUGGUCAUCUACUGGUUCUUCGACGGACCCUUGUCACGAGACCUAUCAUGGACCCAGCGCGUUUUCGGAACCGGAAACGCGAGCGGUCAGGGAUUAUCUGCAGGCGAAUAAGCCUGAGGCUUUUAUCACAUUACAUUCAUACUCGCAAAUGUGGCUAAUUCCCUACGGUCAUCGAAAGCGAAGCUACCCACAGGACUACAAGACAGCUCUUCGUCCACUUGCGGAGAGAGCUACGAAAGCCCUGUACGAUCUAUACGGUACGAAAUAUAAGGUCGGGACUGGAGCGGAUCUCAUGUAUGAAGCUUCUGGAGGUUCUCAUGACUGGGCGAAAGGUACCCUAAAGGUGAAUUACGCCUAUCUUGUGGAAUUGCGACCGAAAAACACUGCUCUUGGAUAUGGUUUUCUGCUUCCUGAGCGUGAAAUCGCGGCCACUGGAUUGGAAACUUUCGAAGCAAUUAAAGUCAUUGCGGAUGAGAUGAUCGCUCAAUUUGUUGAGCCGGAACUGAGACGAAUAGUAAGACCCACGCCAUCACCAUUGCCAAAACGUAGAGGCUACAAAAUAGUCGACACAACACCACAUGAUCAGUCAAUUCGCACCACAACCAUGCAGGAAACAUCCACAGAAACCGUGUCGACAACGUCAAUGACGACAACGUCAAUGACCUCUACAACACCGUCCACCACUACAGAACAACCAACGACAACAUUCUCAUCAUCCACUAUCGAAACGACGACACUUGAUGUGGGUUCUGCGGUGAAGUGCGUCGAUUACGGGAGUUACUGUAGAUUGUGGGGUGUGCUGGGUCUGUGUGAAAGGCCGUCUGUGAUUGAUAUAAUGGCGUAUAUGAACAGCUACAAUCUCCCACAGAUAUUCGCCUCGGUAGACAAAGACAGAUCUGGCCAAAUCAGUGCAGAUGAACUGCAACGAGCAUUGUCAAACGGAACAUGGAAUCCUUUCAAUCCGGAAACCUGUCGGUUAAUGAUUGGAAUGUUCGAUUCAAAUGGUGACGGAGCAAUCAAUUUGCAGGAAUUUCAGGCCCUUUGGAAUUACAUUAACGAAUGGACUAACUGCUUCCGCGGCUUUGAUCUAGACAACAGUGGAAAUAUUGACAAAACGGAAUUACAGAACGCUCUUACUCGAUUUGGUUAUCGGCUGUCUGACCAGUUCUACAACAUUUUAAUGCUGAAGUUUGAUCGGACUCAUACGGGGCGAAUUAAUUUCGAUGAUUUUAUUCAAUUAUGCGUUGUGUUGCAGACACUCACAGCAGCAUUUAGAGAUAAGGACGUGGACCGCGACGGAGUUAUCACGAUACGCUACGAGGAAUUCCUAACAAUGAUUACUGGUAUGGUAUUGAAAAUGCUUGGUUAA